AAGAGAGGAGACUUCCUGGACCUCCAUGGACCGACAGUGAAUUACAAACGAGCAUACAGCAGAAUAUUUAUUUGAAAGAAUCAGCGCGAAAGAAGUAUGGAGGAUGAUGAACUUCCGUCAGCGGAUGGGAUGGCUGGGCGUGGCUCUCUACUUGCUGCUCAGCGUACUGGCAGUGUACUACGUCUUUGAGGUUCACAGCUUCAGUUUGGAGCAUGUGCAGAGAGGUGGAGUCAGCCCGUCUGCUCCACCCUUCGCCGUCAGCUGGUCUCAGAGCAUCAGCGCUCGCCUGCCGCCACUUCCUGUCUGGAUAUGGGCCUUCGUCUUCCUGUUGCCGUACCUGCAGCUCUUCCUGUUCCUGUUCUCCUGUACACGAGCCGACCCUCGAGCGGUCGGUUACUGCGUCCUUCCUGUCUGCCUCGCCCUGCUCUGCAGUCGCCAUUCCUCCCGCAAACCAGCCAGUCAGAGAGGCCCGCCACUCAUCGACACCUAGAGGAGGACAACCAAUCAGAGAAGCCUGCUGCUCAGCGACAGCUGGAGAGGAGGACCAAUCAGAACGGCUGCUCUCUCAACGACAUGUAGUGGAUCACCAAUCAUAAUGGCAGACAACAAACUGAAUUUUGUGUUGUUUGUGAUGUCACUUCCUGUGUGCCUUCAAUUUAAGGUUGCGGUCACGCAAACGCAACAUUGGUGAAUAUUGUCCUCCCCUUAAAAUCCUUUCUUUGUUGGCAAAGUGGCGAAAAAACAUUUGCUUCUGGUUGCCAAGCAAACCUGCAUGUUUGCAUUACGUGGAGUUUAACUGUGGACAAGAUGGAAACCUCGACCGAUAACAAAGACGUGUGCAUGUGGGUCACCCCACUUGGCAGUCAAAUGGACUACAAACCAGCACUCUGAUGUGUGCCACAUCCUGCACUGCCCACAGAUCGAUGGUCACUCACCGACAUCUGUGUGACCGCAGCCUUACAAACUGUCCUGUCAAAUUUAACCCUCCGCCCUGACUGUCAGGAGCUGACACUGCCCAGAAUAUUGUCUUUAAGAGCCAACACUACUGCCCUGAGCAACAACUGUCACAUCAGUCCGCAGCUGUCAAUCAUUCUCCUGUUAAUUUAUUAUUGUAUAUCCACAGAGAAUCCUGUGCAGUGAUUGGCUGCAGGAUGUGUAGGUGUGGUUAAGUGUGGUCAGUCCAUUCCAUAGUCACCUGAAGCAUCGGUACGUUUGCUAUGGUUACCUCUAGCUUAACAUUAGGAAGAGAAAUUAAACUACAGAAAAUCGUAACAUUUUGUUGUGUUUACUAAGCUGAAUCACAUGACCCACAGUGGUAACCAUGACAACUUUAUUACUACAACAAUAAAAUGAAAAAAAAAGGGUUCAUU
Molecule: messenger RNA, 1370 nt
Organism: Centropristis striata (black sea bass)
Lineage: Eukaryota; Metazoa; Chordata; Actinopteri; Perciformes; Serranidae
Gene: lyset
Product: transmembrane protein 251
Exons: 2
Coding region: 104-490 (128 amino acids)
Source: RefSeq, a predicted model, not a curated record